This is a messenger RNA of Apus apus (common swift), 4424 nucleotides long. RefSeq names its product zinc finger DHHC-type palmitoyltransferase 3 (gene ZDHHC3). The transcript is spliced from 7 exons. Gene Ontology annotation, molecular function: protein-cysteine S-palmitoyltransferase activity. The record is from RefSeq and is a predicted model, not a curated record. Lineage: Eukaryota; Metazoa; Chordata; Aves; Apodiformes; Apodidae. Gene Ontology annotation, biological process: peptidyl-L-cysteine S-palmitoylation; protein targeting to membrane. Gene Ontology annotation, cellular component: endoplasmic reticulum; Golgi apparatus. The coding region runs from base 188 to 1171 and encodes 327 amino acids.
CUUCUGGCAGUGUUGAGUCGCUACUUGUUUGCACUGAUGUAAAUGAGGAGAACUGAGGGGUUUGUUCCUUGUGUGGCUACAUCUCUUUUGAGCCAGGCAAUCUCAGCCCCAUCUCAGCCCCAUCCCAGUCCUCAGGAUGGAGAUCUAGCAAGAUGUCACUGAGAUGCAAGUAUGGACAUAAUAGCCUAUGAUGAUUACUCCAGUCUACCGCUUCAGAGAUAUUGAAAGGAAACCUGAAUACCUCCAGCCAGAAAAGUGUGUUCCACCUCCUAGCCGCGCUUCCCUGGGAACAAUGUGGUUUAUUCGAGAUGGCUGUGGUAUUGCAUGUGCUGUCGUCACCUGGAUGCUGGUGUUCUAUGCUGACUUUGUAGUCCUUCUUGUCAUGCUAGUUCCAUCGAGAGAUUAUGUUUAUAGUGUCAUCAACGGCACACUGUUCAACACCUUGGCUUUCCUGGCUUUGGCUUCACAUUUUCGUGCUAUGCUGACAGAUCCAGGUGCUGUACCCAAAGGUAAUGCCACAAAGGAGUUCAUCGAGAGUUUACAGCUAAAGCCAGGACAGGUGGUUUACAAGUGCCCAAAGUGUUGUAGCAUCAAACCUGACAGAGCACAUCACUGCAGUGUUUGCAAGAGGUGUAUUCGGAAAAUGGACCAUCACUGCCCCUGGGUCAAUAACUGUGUAGGAGAGAAUAACCAGAAGUACUUUGUACUGUUUACAAUGUAUAUAGCACUGAUUUCCCUGCAUGCUCUAAUCAUGGUGGGAUUUCACUUCUUAUAUUGCUUUGAAGAAGACUGGACAAAAUGCAGUUCCUUCUCUCCACCGACUACAGUGAUCCUUCUCAUCCUCUUGUGUUUUGAGGCUCUGCUCUUUCUCAUCUUCACCUCCGUUAUGUUUGGGACCCAAGUACACUCCAUCUGCACUGAUGAAACGGGUAUUGAGCGUCUUAAAAAUCAGAGGCCCACCUGGGAGAAGAUCAGUGGCUGGGAAGGAAUGAAGCUGGCAUUUGGUGGUGCUUUCUCCUUGGGUUGGUUCAAUCCCUUUUCAGACCUGAACUGCAAGAGCCCAGAGCUGGCUGAAGCGGCAGCAGCAGCUCCUGCAUCUGCAAUAAUGACUCAAGAAGAAAUCGAGCAGUUUCUUGCUCGAGAUGUUGCCAUCCAAGUGUUGCAUGAAUAAGCAAAGCAUCCUCCAAGAUGUCAAUAGCAUCUUUCAGGUUUUGGUGGGGUUUUUUUAAUAACUACUUGUGCUGGAGAUUUAAGGAGCUGUUCUUUAACAUACUUUUGGUGCAUUAAAAAAUUCAGGAGUAUUAUCUGGAAGACAGGUACAGCACUAGCAGAAGCAACACAAAUCUCCAGAGAAAGCUUUAUAAAUUACAAGAUUCAUAAGCUCCUUUUUUGGACCUGUGGCAGGUGCUUUAUCAAGCUUUUCUUACUUGGCCUUUAAGGAAAGUCUAUGAUUGUUUGAUAGAUUGGUCCCAGUUUUCUGAAAUGUGCAGCCCUGAGGAGUCUGGUUAAUCUUUUGUUCUUACAGCCUUUUGGAGGCCUAAGUGAUAAACCCUGUGAAAUAGCCAGAUUAGCCCAGGUUUUCUUGAAAAACACAUCCUUUUUAGCUCAUCCCAUGGAUGCUGCCUCUGGAUUAUGAAAGCUGCUGGUGCUCAGGUCUUAGCAGAGGUGGGAUACUGGGCUACAGACACAGCAGCUGAGUGAGCUCACUCUGGGUGUAACUCCUUUGGGCUCUAAAAUAUCUCCAUGGAUAUAUUUUAACCCUCUGUGCUGGUGGGGCUGCUCAAGGCUGAUGGUGCUUGGCUGAGCAGCAUUGGGGUCAGCGAGCUGAUUGUGGUGCCAGGCCAGCAGGAGUCUUCACCCAUGGUCAGCACAGCCGAGAGCAGGCAAGUAUUGGCCAGGCUGUUGAGACACUGGUGGGGGGAAGAAGCUUUCACCAAGGGACUGUGGUUCAUUAGCACGUGUGGGGCAGGAGCUGCCUGGCCAAACUCCGCAGCCCAGAAAGCUGGCAGCUGGCCUAGGCUGGGCACCAGGCAUGUUUCUACAGCCAAAGAACACAGGGAGGUGUGAACACUCUGCUGAUGGAAGUACUGGCUCUUUCUCUUUGACUUGUCUAAUUUAGGUGUCUCUUUUUAAAAUUUUUAUUCAGUAGCCAGAGUUAGUUGAGAAUUAAUGUUGCUUCUUAGUCUCACUGGGGCUUAACCUUGCCCUACUAGUGCUUGCCAUUGUGCAGGGCUUCCUAAUGCUAGUUUUGCAGCCAGCUCCUGGUGAGCAUCGGUGAGUGCACAGGAGGAAUGUGCACGGCUCAAGGCAGGUGUCACUGCAGGUGGCAGUAGCUGCAGCAAAGUCCUGCAGAGGUGACACUAGCCCUGCUGCAUUCAAACACACUACAAGCACUUGGCAUGCUCCAGAUGUCAGGUAGUGUAGUUUUAAUGUAGAGGUCUUUUUAGUUGUUGUCUUCUCCUUAUCUCCCUUAGGUUAACUGUCAGUACGUUUUGCAGGAUAUUAGAGACGUGCUCCUGGUUUUUCCCCACAGGACAUGUUUGACUUCAUCUUCCCCCUCUGUAACAUGGACCAAAGAUAAUUGUUUCCUCUCAAAAGUAAGAGAAAGGAGUUUGGGGGAUGAAAACAUAGUAUUGUGAAAGACCUAGAUGAAGUUUCUUAUUAUUUAUAGAAGCAAUACAAAAUGGAAUUUGUGCAAGAUUUUAAAUUUUUUUGCUCCCCAAAAAACUAUCUUAGUAUUUAUUACUGGGGUGACAUUCGGGGCUAGUGUGGAGCAAUGAGAUUCUCUCCUGGACUUGUCCUCUGCCACAGCAGUCCUUUUUUCUGGCAAAAGGUCUGGGAACAAAUCAAGUGCCAUGACUGUUAGGAACACAGCUUGGCUAAAAUCCAGGGGGUAUUCCCAAACAGUCAUCCCAUCACCUGUUCCCUUUAGAUGUCUUUUGUUUUUCAAUGGAAAAUAGUUUUAGAAAAAAUUAUUGGAACCUGUGUAUUUAUAAAAAAUGCCUUUUGGUAAAGGGAAACACCCUGGUUUUGAGGGGAAUCAAGGUGUCAUUACAUGUCAUUUAGAUGUGAGGUCUCGAAUGUCAUUGCUCUGUGCAGCAGUGUGAGAGCAAGGGAAGAAGCUCUCCUGCUUUUGUACCAGCCUGCAUUCCUCUCCAUCAGCGUUCCACGGGAAAGGGGAACAUACAGGGACAUAUGCAGAUCUAUAAGGGAUUUCCUGUAGGGGUGUUGAAGGAGGUAAAGAGGGCCCUUUUUAGCUCACGUUUUCUAAUUUUGGCUUGCUGCUUGUCCUUAUCCAGUUAAUGUCCCUGCUUCCAGUGCGACGUCUGCAGAGUGGGAAUGGUGCUAUGGGGUCCUGAGAGGAGAAACUAGGUGGUGGUUGAAAAUCACCUUGAGGCAAGUGCACAUGACGAUGCUUCUUGGGACAUGGACCCCACUUCUGUGGCUUUGGUUAGGCACUGAUGGAGGCAACAUAUUUCCUUCUUCACUCUCAAACCUGGUUCACUUCAUCAUGAGGAGAGAGGCCCAUGAUGUUUCCCACUGCUUGCAUUGUUCCUCAGGUGCUGAAAUUUCUAGGCCCUUUUGUUAAUAACUGAAAUGGAAAAGCAGUGUGAAGUGGGGUGAGAGUCAGAACAGCAUCUCCCCUCCUCCCUCAGUGCAGUUAUGGGAGUGAGAGAAUGUUCCUGUGCCCUAUGCAGAGAUGUGGGCAGCCAGCCCAGCCCCGGUUCUGGUGCCCUACAGAACUGGUGGGGUGACUUCCUACGUCCAGUGAACUGGUUCUCUUGGAGUGUCUUGGCUGUCAAUCUUGUCCCCCUUGGCUGUCAAUCUCAUCCUCCUCUUCCUCCCUCUUGAAGCUCCAGUGUUUCUCGGUGUAUCUCCUUCCUGUCUUGCUAUAAAUGUGGCAACAUUUUCUUGUCAGAAAUUGCAAAAGUCUUCACAAGCUGGAAAAAUCUGUUUUAUCCACAGCUCUGGUAUAAAUCUCCUUCUUUGAUGACUACCUGGUAGCUUGAGACCAAAUGUGAUUUUCAUGAAGUUGAAACCAAAUCCACUGUUUUCCUUCCGUUCCCUCCAUGCACUCUUUGCCCCUUGCUAAAUCGUGCCUUCAUCAUUCAGGCUGUGCUGCUGUGGUCCUGGUUGGCUUGCUGGGCCAUAGGGAAGCACUCCUCCAGAGCACCCAAUGUGCUGCAAUCCACUGGAGAUCCCAUGGCUGCUCCAGUGUGAGGUGUUAAUACAUGAUGGUAAAGGUCAUGGCAGACGUAACAAGUGUUCUUGUACUUAUUAUCUGGUGUCUUCUACAGCAGGUUUUCUAUGCAAGUAAAUAAUUUACAUCUCUUGAAAAGAAAUAUAUUUUGCUGUUUGUAACUACUUUUUAUGCCUCUGGUCACUACUGUACUUAUUAAAGAGCUAAUACUUCAUCUGCCAAA